This is a messenger RNA of Punctularia strigosozonata HHB-11173 SS5, 1053 nucleotides long. Its product is annotated as S-phase-specific ribosomal protein cyc07. Gene Ontology annotation, cellular component: cytosol; ribosome. The transcript has 5 exons. The record is from RefSeq and is a predicted model, not a curated record. Bases 80 to 850 code for a protein of 256 amino acids. Gene Ontology annotation, molecular function: structural constituent of ribosome. NCBI's taxonomy places the organism in Eukaryota, Fungi, Basidiomycota, Agaricomycetes, Corticiales, Punctulariaceae. Gene Ontology annotation, biological process: translation.
CCUCCCUCCCAAAACACUCAGCUUGCCUCGGCCUGCUACGCGGUCUCCUCCCCACCGCAAAUCAGCCACUUGAUCCACCAUGGCCGUCGGCAAGAACAAGCGCCUCUCCAAGGGCAAAAAAGGCAUCAAGAAGAAGGUCGUCGACCCCUUCUCUCGCAAGGAUUGGUACGAUAUCAAGGCCCCGUCGAUCUUCGAGGUCAAGAACGUCGGCAAGACCCUUGUCAACAGGUCGCAAGGCCUCAAGAACGCCAAUGACUCGCUUAAGGGCCGUAUUAUUGAGCUCUCGCUCGGUGACCUGAACAAGGACGAGGAGCAGGCCUUCCGCAAAAUCAAGCUGCGCAUUGACGAAGUUCAGGGCAAGAACUGCCUCACCAACUUCCAUGGCAUGGACUUCACGUCUGACAAGCUCCGCUCUCUCGUCCGCAAAUGGCAGACACUCAUCGAGGCGCACGUCGACGUGAAGACCACCGACGGUUACAUCCUCCGGCUCUUCGCCAUCGGCUUCACGAAACGCCGGCCAACACAGGUCAAGAAGACUACCUAUGCUCAGUCAGCGCAGAUCCGGGAGAUUCGGAAGAAGAUGUUUGAGAUCAUGACUCGCGAAGCGUCCAGCUGCGACUUGAAGGAGUUGGUGCAGAAGUUCGUGCCGGAGGCGAUCGGCCGGGAGAUCGAGAAGGCGACCCGAAGCAUUUACCCCUUGCAGAACGUUUACAUCCGCAAGGCAAAGAUCAUCAAAGCACCCAAGUUCGACGUUUCGAAGCUGCUCGAGCUUCAUGGCGAGACGACGGAUGAGACCGGCACACGGAUCAUCAAGGACUUCAAGGAGCCGGAGAUCUUGGAGUCGGUGUAAACUCGAUGUGCAACCGGGCUCUCUGUAUCGCUACAUGCUGUCUACUGUCUUUUUCCUCUAUGCCCCAAGGGUAAUGCAUUAUGAGCAUCAUGACGGAUGUCGCGAGCAACUGAGAGGUCAUCACUGGAUACGCAACGAGAGCACUCCGUCGAUGUAUACCAUCCUGUGCCUCUUCCGGUGCUAAUAGUAAUAUACAGUGGAAG